Ascoidea rubescens DSM 1968 is the source of this 6142-nucleotide messenger RNA. RefSeq lists its product as uncharacterized. Gene Ontology annotation, molecular function: protein binding. The record is from RefSeq and is a predicted model, not a curated record. Lineage: Eukaryota; Fungi; Ascomycota; Saccharomycetes; Ascoideales; Ascoideaceae. Bases 496 to 6075 code for a protein of 1859 amino acids. The transcript has a single exon.
CUACUUCCACUUUGCUCCAUGUUGCACCUGCUGUAUUCCUGCUGUAUUAUAUUGCUUCUUCUUCUGCUUUUUCUGCUUCUGCUUCUGUUUCUUCUGCUUCUUUCUCUUCCUCACCUUCUCUCCUCUACUGUCUCUGCUCUGUGCUUCUUGCAAUUCCCGUAAAGCUUCAUCAGAAAGGCUUGAACUUCAAUUGCCCAGCUCGAUUUUUUUUCCAUCCUUUUUUUUACUUGGGCGCUUAAGUUAACAUCAGAAAAGUCAUACAACUUCGUUCUAUUGUAGUUUUUGAUCACCAAAAAUUCUACUGUUCCUCACCACCACUCUAUUUAUUCACCUAUUCAUCUGUUGUUGGCCUACUUAUUGUUUCUUUCUAUUUAUUUACCUGACUGCCUUUUUAUUCCAAUCUCGUUGUCUUACUUGUUGCAGUUUUCCUACAGUUUCUGACUUUAUCCUCCCUCUGUCACCUCUACUCUCUCCAAUUUAUCCUCACCUUUCGCAAUGAAUUUGGACACUUCUGCUCACACUCCCAACAUCGUCAAUGGUAAUCUAAUAACCCCUUCAUUAAAUCAAUCUCAAAAUCAACCUCAAAACAAUCUACAGACUAAUCUUCAAAAUAAUCUUCAAAAUAAUCUUCAAAAUAAUCUUCAAAAUAACCUGACUAUUAUCCAGGCUAGCAUUCAAAACCAGCUUCAAAAUAAUAUUCAAAAUAAUAUUCAAAAUAAUAUUCAAAAUAAUAUUCAAAAUAAUAUUCAAAACAUCCAAAAUAUCCAAAAUAUCCAAAAAAAUCUAAGCAGCAUGAACACUCCUGCUAAUAUAUCUUCUGCUCCAACCCCAAACCCGUCAAACAUAAAUACCUCUACUAUUAAUCCCAACCUUACUCCUAACAUAAAUUCUAAUAACAACUUGAAUAAUUUAAAUAAUCUAAAUAACCUAAACAAUUUGAAUAACAUAAGCAACUUGAACAACUUGAACAAUAAUCACAAUUUCAAUAUUCAUCAAUUUCAACCAAUGAACUCUCAGCAAAUUAUGAAUACUCAACUUAACCAAAUCAAUCCUUUAAAUCAACUAAACCAAUUAAGCCAAUUGAAUCAUUUAAAUCAAUUAAAUCAUUUAAACCAUUUAAAUCAAUUUAACCAAUCGAACAAUCCAAAUAAUAAUCCAAAUAACAAUAAUAACAAUAACAAUAACAAUAACAAUAACAAUAAUAAUAACAAUAACAAUAAUAUUAACGCCAACGCUAACACUAACACUAAUUCCAAUAAUAAUAAUAAUACUCCUAACAACAAUACUAAUAAUUCUAUCAACUCUAAUACAACUAAUUCUAAUAAUAACAACACUAACCCUAACCCCAACCCUAAUCCUAAUCCAAAUAACCUUGUUCUUAAUAACCCUCUCGCUAAUUCAAUCAAUAACUCAAGUAACAUAAGUAUUAACAACUCUCUUCAAAAUACCCCCAAUAUCCAACAACAACAACAGUUGCAGUUACAAUUACAAUUGCAACAAAAACAACAGCAACAACAACAACACCAAAGAUUUCAAUUAUCUCAAUCUCAACAACAAAACAGUCAAAAUAACCAAAACAAUACAAAUAAUCAAAAUAGUCAAAAUAACCAAAAUAAUCAAAAUAUCCAGAAUAAUCAAAAUAACCAAAAUAACCAAAAUAUUCUAAUUAAUCAAAAUAAUAAUAUAAACAUGGACCAAAUCCUACAAGCUCAAUUACGAUUUCAAUUGCAACCUCAACUUCAACUUCAGCUUCAGCAUCAAUCUCAGCAACAACUCCAGCAGCUCCCUCAGCAGCUUCAUCAACAACCUCAACCUCAACCUCAACCUCAACCUCAACAAACUCCAUUACUUCCAUCACAAAGUCUUAGCCAACCUCAACUCCAGCAGCAGCAACAACAAAUCCAACAACAACAGCAGCAAUCUCAACCCCAACCCCAACCCCGACCUCAACCUCAGAUUCAGCCUCAGCCACAAUCUCAACAACAAAUUCAACUUCAAAAUCAACAACUUCAACCUCAUCCUCCAGCUCAAUCUCAACUACAAAUUCAAUUACAAACUCAACCUCAACCUCAAGUUCAACCUCAGCCUCAAGUUCAGCCUCAAGUUCAACCUCAACCUCAACCUCAAGUUCAACCUCAACCUCAAGUUCAAUCUCAAUCUCAAUCUCAACCCCAACCUCAAAACCAAGCUCAGGUUCAUGUUCAGGCUCAGGCUCAGGCUCAGGCUCAACUUUUUCGACAAAGUCAGUUUCAAAUACAACAAUUUCAACGACAACAGCAACAACAGCAACAGCAACAACAGCAACAACAGCAGCAACAGCAGCAACAGCAACAACAGCAGCAACAGCAGCAGCAACAACAACAACAAAACCCUCAAUUGCACACUCAACCCCUUCAACGUCAACAAUUUUAUCAACUUACUUCAGCUCAAUCUCUGAAAUUGCAAAAAUUACAACAAUUCCAAAAAAUGCAGCAAAUAAAUAAUUUUAAUCAAAUCCAACUAAAUCCACUUAGCUUAUCCUCGCUUAAACUACAAAACUCACAACAACUCCAACAAUUUCAACAAUUCCAGCAGUUUCAACCUCUCCAACAAUUUCAACAAUUUCAACAAUUUCAGCAACCUCAAUUUCAAUUUCCAAAUCAAUCACAACUAUUAAAUCCACAACAACACCAACAGCAACAACAUGCUCUUAUUCAAAAUCAAAAAGCAAAGUUAUCAAGACAACAACAACAACAAAAACAGCAGCAAUCUGAAGAAAUUCGUAUUCAAAUUCAAAACCAAUUACAAAAUACUUCAGUCCAGAUGGUUCAAAAAGAAACACAAGAAGUAUUUAAGCAAUCUGCAGAUCCUAAUAUCUUAGCCCAGUAUAAAGCUCAGCGCUUAAAAUCUUUACAACAAAAUAGUACAGCAAAUUUAAAUAAUAAAUUACCCAAUAAAAAUAUUAUAAAUAAGGAUUCUGAUAAUUCCAACAAAUUUGAUAGUAAAUCAGUUGACAAUAAACAGAACAAUGGCAAAACUAAUGCUGAUAAUACAAAAAUUGAUAAUAAAAAUAAUGAUAGUCCUACCAGUGACACGAAAGAAAAAGAAAAAGAAAAAGAUAAAAAUCAAAAUCAAGAGAUUGAAAGAAUUUCUAAUGAAAAUAAUUUAUCUAGUACUACUCAAAAUACUACAGGAACUCAAAACGAUUUUUUAAAAAAAAAUGGAAAAUUCAAUCCAUUGCUUGGUAAUAAUGAGCCAGUUCCUAAAUCUUUCAAUAAAGCUAAUGGCAAUUCACCUGAAAAAAAUUCUGCCAAUGGAUCCAUUAGUCCCAAAGACACGACAAAUAGGUUAUUAAAAAAACCUAGCAAAUCUAGAAUUUACAAAAAAAAACCAGACUUGAAGGAUAAACAAAAAGUUAAAAACGAAUCUGAAAAUUUAUUAGAGUCUCAAACUCAAAGCAUUUCUAAUAUCAUACCCUCCCAAGAAUCUAUGAAAACAGCUGGUCAAUCUGAACAACUAGAAAAUCAACAACAACUGGUCCAAAAUCAGCAACAUUAUAUAUAUCUUCCUGGAGAACAGCAACAAUUAGAAAUAUUGAGACAUCAAGAGCCAAAACCAGUAACCCAAUCAAAUAUUCAAUUUGAAAAAACCCAAACAAAUACUUCAAAUAACGAACAAAAUAAUUCUACUCAAAACCAAAAUAAUCAUAUAACGGGAACACCAGCAGAUUUAAAUUCCUAUGUUUAUGAUUUUCUCAUGAAAAAUGGUUUGAACACCACAGCUAGAACAUUUGUUGAGGAACUUCAAACUAAUCAAAAUAAACACAAUAAAAGACUUAGACCAAAUAUACCAUGCCCACCAGUUGAUCCUGAAAAUUUAGCUUUGGCAAAUAUAAAUGAAAAUAUUCCUUCAAACUUUUUGAGUGAAUGGUGGAAUAUUUUUUGUAAUAUCCACAAAGCCAAAAAUGGACAUAUUAAUUUGCCAACCCCUGAUGGUUCUUUAGACAACUUGGUCCACGAGUUUUAUGUAAUGGAAAAUGCAAGACAGAGAUAUAAAAUUCAGAAUUUGCAAGGUAUACCUCAUGAUAUUUCAUUGGGAAUGAUGCUUAAUCAAACACAACAAUCAGCUCCUAAUGUCUCAGGCUCUGAUGGUGCUACUAUAAAUAACAAUGCUAACGGUAAUAUUGAUAAUAAUUCUAAUAGUAUUAAUAACACUAUGAAUAAUCCCGUAAAUGAGGCAAUAAAUAACCCUAUGAAUAAUAACAUAAAUAGUAACAUCAAUAACAUCAACAUUAAUAACAGAAAUAAUAGCAAUAGUAACAAUUAUGAGUUUGGAAGUCAGUCCUAUAAUAACCUAAUAAAUAAUUCUAUCUCUAGCCAAUCCUAUCAUAAUCAAGCCAAAAGUUUGUCUUUUCAACAGCCGAUUAUUGACCAAACAAUGCCCCCAAACACUCAGAUCCCUCCUCAAUUACCAACUCAUAUAAUAAAUAAUCCCAAGAUGCCGCCUCAAAACCAAGUAUUAAUGCAAAAUUCUUUCAAUGAAUCUAUACAGCAACCUAGCAUGCCCAAUGUUGGUAAUGAUUUUAGUUCAUUGAAUAUUCCUCCUGUUGUAAAUAAUUCCAGCAGUUAUUUCUACCAUCCUCAAUCGAUUCCUCUUAAUGGUCAAAAUUUGGAACCUCAAAAUCCGAUUGAUAAUCCACCUUUACUAAACUUUGAAAACAGUGAUAAUAUUAAUCCUUUUCCUAUCAUAUCAAAUCAUGAGAACGUGAUAAACCAAACAAACGGACAUAGGAUUUUUGAAAACAAAAACAAAACUAGUGAAGAUGACGCCAGUUUAUCUGCUUCAUUUGAGAACAAUAAUUUAAAUCAAAAGCCUGAUAAGGAAAUAAUUAGAAAUGAUGAAAGUAUGGAUUUUGUUGGUCAAUUUAGAGACCAACUUGAUCAAUUAAGACAACAUAGAAAUUCGAAUAAUGCCAACGGCCCAAAUCUCAAUUCUUAUAUUGGAGGAUCGCCACAUUACAAAAAGGGUAAUGAAAAAGAAACUAAAGAUGAUGAUCCCCCUAAAAAAAUUGUGAAUUCUCGUGCAAAAUCUACAAAGCCUUCACCAAAGUCUAUCCAAGAAGGUGUUAACAAAAGCAAGAAAAAACCAGUCAGAAGAAAAAGAAAGAGUCCUGUGGCUGGAGCAGUAACCAAAAAUAAUAAUAAAAAUAAAAUUCCUAAAGGUACCGGUAUUAAAAAGGAAAAUAAAACUGCUAAUGAAAAAUUUAAGGAGACUCCUGCAAGUGGUAGUAAUAAAUUGGAAACUCCGACACCCCCAACACCCUCAACUCCAUUACCUCCAGUUAAUAUUUUAACUAGAGAUAACAAUUUAAAAAGGCCAUUUUUUAGUGAAACUUCUACUCAAUCAUCUGUUGAACCAGCAACUAAAAAAAGAGACACAUUGGUAAAAGAUUUGAAUAAUUUAACAAAAGAAAGUGCGAAUCAAGAAAUGCUAUCUUCUAAUGAUUUUUUCGAUGGUGUUGAGUCCAAUGUAAAGAAAGCACAAAAUGAUGCUACAAUUGAUUCAAAUAUUAUAAAUGAAAACAAUAGUACAAGUAAUAUAGGCAUCAGUGAAAACAUAAGUGAAAAUACAAACACAAACACAAAUACUAAUACAAAUACAAACGCAAAUACAAACGCAAAUACAAAUACAAAUACAAACACAAACACAAACUUAAGCACAGAAAGCUCUGGUCUUACUACUGAUAGUACUAUUUCUUCUAACAACAGCUUUUCUAGUAAAAAAAAUUCUACUAACCCAAUUUCUCUGGGCGAAGAUAUUGAUUCGAAAAUUAACACAAUUGAAGAAUAUAAUAAAAUAAGUGGUGAAAAUACUGUUGAUAAUAACAAAGAUGUUAAUAAAGAGAAUAAUAAAUUGACAGCAGAAUUGCUGAAGAGCCAAGACAAUAACUUCGAUAUGAAGUUGAUGGAAGAAAAUCUGAAUAUGAAAAAUAACGGAAUAAAUUUUGAUGAUCAAAACUACAAUUUCAAUUUUUUAAAUUUGGGAUUUGAUGAUAUAUUUGAUGAUGGUGAUGAACCUUUGUUUUUACAUCAUUAGGUUUCCGUUCUUAUAUAUUUUUCAAUCAUGUUUUUUCUUAAUAACUAUAUUUUACUGAAACCCGAUU